UUUCUUUGAAGUUACCUUGAAAGGGCUUUGUUCUGGCAAGGUGAUAAUAACAUUCUGGAAAUGCCUCCUUAGAAGCCAGCAAAUAAAAGGAAGGCGGCUGGAGAAAAGACUCAAACCUUGCAAGGCCUUUGGGGGGCUUUGGGGGACAUAUGGACGAUAGGACACCAAGCAGUGCACUCUGUGGCGGCUUUUCCAACCCAAGUGAUGCUCCCUGGACUUGUGCCAAUUGUGGUCAUAUCCCUAUUCAGCACUCAUGCCAAUCUGGCCCAUGCAGAAAAUGACAGCAAACCUGAAAGGCCAUUGGUGAAAGAGGCCCUGGCACAGGCAAAGCAGCUGGUCUCCUUGGCGUAUCAGCGCUCUAGAAGCAGAGGGAAAGCAGUGCUGACCAAGGGAUCCCUCAGUGCCAGCGACCUGCUGAGCCUGUUCAAGCACCCCGAGGCAGAGACCAACACGGCGGUUCAUGCGGCUGAGCUGAUGGACACAACAGUGGAGCUCAUUCGGCAGCUUGUGUACACGCGGGAGAAGCGUUAUGCCAACAUGUCAGGAGUCUUAAGCGGCCAUGAUCUCUCCACCUUGGCAGAAGUAACUGGCUGUGCUGCUCAACUGCGGCCCAUCAAGUGCUCAGACACCUGUUUGACUGAAAAGUACAGAUCCAUAGAUGGGACAUGCAACAACAGGAAGAACCCACUUUGGGGAGCAGCAAACACAGCCUACACCCGCUGGUUGCCCGCAGACUAUGAGGAUGGCUUCUCUGCACCCAAAGGAUGGAAUCAAACCAAGACCUAUAACGGCUUCUCAUUGCCUUUGGUGCGCCAGGUGUCCCAUGAAAUCCUGCAUACACGGAAUGAGAACAUCUCCCUGGAUAGCUCCUACACCCACAUGCUGGUGGAGUGGGGCCAGUGGAUUGAUCACGACAUGGAUCUCACCCCCCAGAGUGCCAGCACUGUUUCUUUCACGGACGGAGCAGACUGCUCCCAUGGUUGCAUCAACCGGAAUCCGUGCUUCCCCAUCCAGAUCCCUGCUGGCGACCUCCGUCUGGGUGGGGGAACAAUGAAGUGCAUGCCUUUCAUCCGCUCUUCGCCAGCUUGUGGCAGUGGACAAUCCAGCUUCCUUCAGGGGCAGCUGCAGCCCCGGGAGCAGCUGAACAGCCUCACCUCCUUUGUGGACGGCAGCAUGAUCUAUGGCAGCACGGCUUCGCUGGCCAGGAAGCUCCGCAACUUCACCCAGGCACUGGGGCUUCUGGCCGUCAACCAGGAGUUCUCCGACGGUGGCCUUCCACUCCUGCCCUUUGCUGAGAAGAAAUCCCCAAACCCUUGUGCCUUGACGCGGGACUCCUGCCUUGCCAAUGCGUCUGACGUGCCCUGCUUUGUGGCAGGAGACUCGCGGUCCAAUGAACAUUUAGGCCUUCAAGUCCUGCACACAGUGUUCCUGAGGGAGAGCAACAGGAUCGCUACCACCCUCCACCAGCUCAACCCCCAGUGGAGUGGGGAAAUUCUGUAUCAGGAGACUCGCAAAGUCAUUGGGGCCUACCUCCAGAUUAUAAACUGGAGGGAUUAUGUCCCAAAGAUCCUUGGCCCAGAAGCCACUGAGGCCUACCUUCCUCCAUACUCUGGUUACGACGAGUCUGUUGACCCCCGUAUCUCCAAUGUCUUUGCCACAGCUGCAUUUCGCUUUGCCCACGUCACCAUCAAUCCUUUCCUCUCCCGUCUGGAUGAAAACUUUGAGGAGAAUGCCAAUCACCCCAGCAUAUCUCUUCAUCAGUCAUUCUUCUCCCCAUGGAGGAUCAUUGAGGAAGGAGGGAUCGAUCCAAUCCUACGUGGAGAGAUCUUCACCCUUGCAAAGCUCCAGACAGCUACUCAGAUGAUGCCAGAGGAGCUGACAGAAAAGCUGUUUCAUCCCAAGAAGGCCCUGUCCCUUGACCUGGCAGCUCUGAACCUGCAAAGAGGCCGGGACCACGGACUGCUAGGUUACAACUCCUGGAGGAGGUUCUGCGGUCUCCCAGAGGCCCACACUUUCUCUGACUUGCAGCAUAUCCUCAACAGCAGCUACCUGGCUCACAAACUACUCAAGCUGUAUGGGACGCCUGAGAACAUUGAUGUCUGGAUCGGGGCCAUCGCAGAACCUCUCCUACCUAGUGCCCGAGUGGGGGAACUGCUUGCCUGCUUGCUGGGAAGGCAGUUCCAGGCCCUGCGAGAUGGUGACAGGUUCUGGUGGGAGAAUGAAGGAGUGUUCACCCCUCGCCAGAGGGAAGAACUAGCAAAGGUGACUUUGUUCCGGAUCCUCUGCGACAACACCCACCUCCACCACCUCCCUGCGGACGUCUUCUCAACCAGUCACUUCCCAAGUGACUUUGUGUCUUGCAAGAGCUCCCAGAUUCCAAGGGUGGACCUGGCCGCAUGGAGGGAAGAUUCAGCAGACACACCUUGUGGGCCAGUCCCUCUGGUUGAAGGAGCCCACUACGUCCAGUGUAAAGCCUCGGUGUUCUUUGAGUGUUGGCCUGGCUACAUUCGGGAGGGUCCUUCCUCUAUAACCUGCAAAGUUGAGGACAGAGAGUGGAGCACUGUGUUGCCUGUUUGCCGAGACAUUGAUGAAUGUGAGCACAGCCAAGAGAAUCCUUGCCCCUCUCUGCAGAUUUGCGUGAACAUACCUGGGAGCUUCAAAUGUGCCUGUCAGGGCUCCUUGAUUCCGUCUCAGGAUGGCACCACCUUCAUUGGGGGCCAAGGAGUCACUGUUACUUCAUUGGCUGCAGCUGCAGCUAUUGUGGCCGGAGCUAUUUCUCUCAUCGCUGUAGCUGUGGCACUGCAUAGAAGGUGCUUCAGGAGCAAGGAGGAGGCCUCCCUUUCUAGAGAUAGUCGCUGUCCCCAGGAUUGUUCCAAAGAAGGCCAGAAUCCUGACUCAAGUUAGCUCUCCCCAAGUUCUCUUCCAGGCCUUGCAUCUCAGGAACCCAAACCACUGUGGCUCUGAAUUAGUAUUAUUUUCAAGUUUAAAGAUUUCUCAAAUCAUUCUUACCCAAUAAUUUCUAGAGAAUGCCCUUCCUCCCCAUCUUUCUAGAGAGUUGCAAAGAAGAUUUGACCACUGAAGAUUGGUCAAACUUAGGGGCUUCGCUGGGUGCUCUGGGCACAGCCCGUGGUGUGAUUGGAGGAGGGGGAGGCAGGUAGCCCUCUCAGACUGGGCCUAGGGAGAAGCCUAAACUGGCAACACUUGAUGAUCCCUGCUCUAGUCUGCCUCUGAAGCACCACUCCAACUCUUAGGAUUCUAACAUAGCCUUUCAAAACAGUAAGGCAAAGAAAGCCUAAUGGAUUCCCAGCCAAUAAAGGGACAGCCAGAGGUGGCAAGUUAGAAAAUACCUGCAAAUAGAUUGGGGUCAUAUCAGGAGGGGGUUUUUUUAUGAAAGGAAGCAAUUUUCUCUCACCCAGACACGAGUUUGCUUAUCCCCAUCAGGGUUCCAAUGCACAUGCAGUAGAGUAUGUCCACAAGGAAACUUGAAGCAGAAGAAAUGGUUGGUGGGGAACUUGUGACAUUCCCGAUGCUGUUGGACUACCACUCCCAUCAUCCCUAACAGUUGGCCAUACUGGUUGGGGCUGAUGGGGGGUGAAGUCCGAUGCUACCUGGAGAACCACAUGUCCCAUCUCAAGAGUUAAGCAGUGCCACAUCUGUUGGUGCCAUUCCUCUGUUCCAACACCUGAGACUACUUAUUUUUAUACUGUCAAUGUUGCAUUGCAAAUGUCCAUUCGUCUGCUUUGCCCCUUGGCUGCUUGUCGAGCCACGAAGAAGGCAAGACAGAAGUAUCUGUGUUCGUUUGCCAGCUGGACCCAACAGGCUUUUGAAGUCUCAGCCUGAGCUUGGCAGUUCCUAUCCUUGGUUAAUUACCGCUUAAUCUAUUCAAGGCCCAGGUGGCAGGUAAUCCUGACACAAACUGAUGGCGAUCCAAGCUUAGUGUGUGCUAGAGUUAAUUCUGGGCACACCUCUUCCCUACAGGAAGCUAAAAUCAUCUCAUACUUAAGAAUUAAUCUUCGUAGGGGUUGAGGAGAGAAAUACAAUGAACUCCGCUUUGAAAAUGUCCUGUUUAUUUUGCAGCUGGAAUACAUGCAGGCUUCAAAAGGAAUAAAACAGCCCAAAGGCAAUAAGAACCA
Podarcis raffonei (Aeolian wall lizard) is the source of this 4133-nucleotide messenger RNA. Its product is annotated as eosinophil peroxidase-like. The transcript is spliced from 17 exons. Bases 205 to 2904 code for a protein of 899 amino acids. NCBI's taxonomy places the organism in Eukaryota, Metazoa, Chordata, Lepidosauria, Squamata, Lacertidae. Gene Ontology annotation, biological process: response to oxidative stress. Gene Ontology annotation, molecular function: calcium ion binding; heme binding; peroxidase activity. The record is from RefSeq and is a predicted model, not a curated record.